Messenger RNA from Juglans microcarpa x Juglans regia, 2040 nucleotides. Its product is annotated as trihelix transcription factor ASR3-like. The record is from RefSeq and is a predicted model, not a curated record. The coding region runs from base 884 to 1912 and encodes 342 amino acids. The transcript has 2 exons. NCBI's taxonomy places the organism in Eukaryota, Viridiplantae, Streptophyta, Magnoliopsida, Fagales, Juglandaceae.
ACAGUAAUGAAAAAGAAAGAAAAAAACUUGCAACUCAAUUACAAACGGGUGUGAUGAUUAGAGGCUAUACCACGUGUAGGGGCAGUGGAAAUCAUACUCUCACUCAUUCUAAUGCAUGUAACACCAUAUCUUUUCUCUUCCAAUGCGCUCUCUCUGCCUCUCUCUCUCUCUCUCUCUCUCUCUCUCUCCCUACCACUGCCUGAAAUUUUUUGGGGUCUGUUGAUCUGUCAGUUUGAAUGGAUUUACCUUGGCCUUUUCUUAUGUUGGUACGCUUGAUGACUCUCUCUCUCUCUCUCCUCUCUCUCUCUCUCCUCUCGUCUCACACAGAGUUUUCCCUCACUUUGUGGGGAGCAGUGGUUUGAAUAAGUAGAUUCAGAUUUGGCCUUUAAACUUUGAAGAUUUUUGAAGUUUUUUAGGAGAGUGACCUAAAGCUCCCAAAAGGUUGAAAAUUUUAAGGAAAAGGAGUAGAGGAGAAAGGAUGAUGGAAACAGGAAGCUGAUCUUCUUGUAUAAUUGUAUCAUUCUCUUAUUAUUUUCAGAUGCAGCACCAUAUUUUCUUCUCUUCCAAUCCUCUUCUGCAACACACCCAAACCAUAUAACAACCAUCCAUUUUCUUUAGGGUUAGUUAAGAAACCAUUGAUUCAGGUUUAGGCAUACUCGUUAAUGGUCUUUUACCUAAAAUAGCAAUUUAGUCAUAUUUGACUACUUUGAACUCCCACAUCAAAUCAAGAGUACUCCAAAAGAUAGAGCAAAAGAGCCAGAUGAGGACCCAUGAUUGAUUAGACCAAGCUUUACCCCAUUAGGCCCAUCUUCUCCCCUCCGUUUUAGAUUCUACUCACUCUCUCUCUCACCCGUUUGUCAAGGCGUUGCAUGCAUCCUGGCUGAUGGCUGAGGAAGGGGGUAACAGCAUUAUGAGGGACUAUAGGAAAGGGAACUGGACACCAAGUGAGACAAUGAUUCUGAUUGAGGCAAAGAAGAUGGAUGACGAGAGAAGAAUGAAAAGAAGUGGGGAAAGUGAAGGAAGGAACAAAUCUGUAGAGCCAAGAUGGAAAUGGGUUGAAGAUUAUUGUUGGAGAAAAGGGUGUUUGAGGAGCCAAAACCAGUGCAAUGACAAAUGGGAUAACCUUAUGAGGGAUUACAAGAAAGUGAGGGACUAUGAGAGGAGGAUAGCCGAGAGAGCCGAGGCCGGGGAUGAAGAGUCUUAUUGGAAGAUUGAGAGGAAUGAGAGGAAAGAGAGGAGCUUGCCCACCAACAUGUCGCCUCAGAUAUAUGAUGUUUUAGUGGAGGUGGUAGAGAGGAAGGGAACAGCAGCAAGUCAGAGGAUGGUGGGCGGUGUGCAUGUCUCUACUUCCAAUCCCAAUCUAGGCUUUGUGGUUGAAAGACCCGUGGCCAUGGGUAACAUCGCUCAGCCUUCCUUGCCGCCUCUAUUGCAGCAUCACAUCUCCACUACUCAAGUUCCACCAUUAGCACUACCAGGAGCAGCAGCGCCACCACCACUGCUAACGGUACCUGCUCUCACAUAUUCUCAGCCAAUGCCCACAAUCAUGCGUGAUAGCUCAGAUCCUGAUACAAGUGAGCAUUCAGACUCACCAGCAAAGAGAAGGAGAAAAGAAGGUGAUCAAAGUGCAGAGGGAACAAGUGGCACUGCAAAUACAAGCACCUCACAUGAAGUGGGCACUGCAAUCUCCAAAAGCGCUUCCAUCAUAGCGGAAGCCAUUCAGGCCAGCGAGGAAAGAGAGGAGAGGCGGCACAGAGAACUUCUGAGCAUGCAUGAGAGAAGGCUGAAGAUUGAAGAAUCUAAGAAAGAGAUCAAUAGGGAAGGCAUUGUUGGCCUUGUUGAUGCCAUCAAUAAGCUUGCUGAUUCUAUCAAUGCCUUGGCUUCCCACAAGAAUCAUCAGUCCCCUCCAAAAUGAUCAUUACUAGUAAAUAAACAGAUAUGCAUGAUUUUAUAGCUGAGAUAGAGAUCAGAAAGUCAAUUCCAUUUGCUUGGUUUGUACAUAAAUCCCAUUUGUGCCCUAUUGUAUGCCGGAUUUCACUUUCA